AUGUCGAAGAUAAAAUGGCUGGCUCGAAAGUUAGAGGUGGCCCAUGAGCCAGGCUUGAGCAAUACUCAGUUAUUAUUAACAAACGAAGAUUUGCAACCAGUCGAGCCCGAACGUCGUCUAUGGAGCUGGCUGAAUUAUAUCGCAUUUUGGAUUGCUGACUCGCUGAAUAUUAACACUUGGAUGAUUUCAUCCUCGAUGAUCGUCGGGGGCCUCUCAUGGUGGCAAUCAUGGAUUUGUGUCUGGGUCGGAUAUUUCAUCGCCGCCGGAUUCGUCUGCUUGACCGGUCGCAUCGGUGCGGUAUACCACAUUUCUUUCCCCGUCACUGUGCGUGCAUCCUUUGGUAUCUGGGGCUCUUUCUGGCCGGUGAUCAACCGAGUGGUGAUGGCCAUCAUCUGGUACGGAGUGCAAGGUUACAUUGGAGGUGAAUGCGUGACGUUGAUGAUCAGCGCAAUUUGGCCUAGCUACUUACAUCUGCCGAACACAAUCUCCCCCGGUGCUGGGGUCAGUACUAGGGAUUUCGUGAGCUUCUUCCUAUUUUGGUUGUGUUCGCUUCCAGCCCUCUGGUUUCCGGUCCAUAAAAUUCGCCAUCUAUUUACCGUCAAGGCAAUCUAUUCGCCCAUUGCUGCGAUCGCUUUCUUUGCAUGGGCCAUAUCCCGGGCCCAUGGGAUUGGGCCAAUUAUCCACCAGCCCAACACAGUCCAUGGCAGCGACCUAUCAUGGGCUGUCGUUAAGGGUAUCAUGAACUGCAUCGGCAAUUUUGCAGCGCUAAUCAUGAACGAUCCCGAUUUCUCACGAUUUGCUCGUACUCCCAAAGAUGCACUAUGGUCUCAGCUCCUUACUAUCCCCAUCGGCUUCGGUAUCACCUCCUUCAUCGGUAUCAUUGUAUCUUCGUCCGCAGCAGUCAUAUACGGCAAAUUGGUCUGGAAUCCUCUUGACCUGCUCCAGAUGUUCCUUGACGGAGCCAGCUCUGGCCAAAGAUUCGGCAUUUUCGUCAUCGCUCUCGGUUUCACUCUCGCACAACUAGGAACCAACAUCUCCGCAAACUCCGUCUCCGCAGGAACAGACUUGACAGCCCUCCUCCCACGAUACCUGAACAUCCGACGUGGUAGUUACAUCUGCGCCGCCAUCAGCUUAGCGAUCUGCCCGUGGAAACUCGCUUCCUCAUCCAACCAAUUCACCACCUACCUCUCCGCCUACUCUCUCUUCCUUUCCGCCAUCGCCGGCGUAAUGAUCUGCGAUUACUACAUUGUACGCCGCGGGUACCUGGACGUCAAAGCGCUCUACAGUAUUGGCAAAACAGACCCCUACUUCUACACUUACGGCUUCUCCUGGCAGGCCUACGCCGCCUAUCUCUCCGGAAUCCUGAUUAACAUCGUCGGUUUCGUGGGCGCAGUCGGUCCAACGGUUCCUAUCGGCGCGACAUAUAUCUACAACGUCAACUACUUCGCCGGUGUCAUUGUCGCCGGUGGAAUGUACUUUAUUCUGACGAAGCUCUUCUCCCAUUCCGGCGACUAG
This is a messenger RNA of Penicillium chermesinum, 1515 nucleotides long. RefSeq names its product nucleobase cation symporter-1 family protein. Gene Ontology annotation, cellular component: plasma membrane. Gene Ontology annotation, molecular function: nucleobase transmembrane transporter activity. The coding region runs from base 1 to 1515 and encodes 504 amino acids. Lineage: Eukaryota; Fungi; Ascomycota; Eurotiomycetes; Eurotiales; Aspergillaceae. The transcript has 5 exons. Gene Ontology annotation, biological process: nucleobase transport; transmembrane transport. The record is from RefSeq and is a predicted model, not a curated record.